Molecule: messenger RNA, 1179 nt
Organism: Staurois parvus
Lineage: Eukaryota; Metazoa; Chordata; Amphibia; Anura; Ranidae
Source: the annotation of a GenBank genome assembly
UUAAACUCCAGAACUGGAUCUGAUGUUGUCAGGAGUUUAAACUUUCAAUACAUAUCUGGAAUUAUGAUAUACUUCAUAGUGAAUGCAGAACUGGCAACAACAUCAGUAAUGAAUGUUGACCCGCCUUCAAAUGUUAAGGUUAAUGAUCUUGGAUAUUUGGGACUGAUGGAUGUAACCUGGGAGCCACCCAUUUCACUAAAUAACAGUCAGUGCAUAGCACGAUAUGAAUUACAACACUAUGAUACUAACGAACAGCGUUGGAAGUCAGUUAGGACGAAGCAACAAAACUACAGAGCUGCAUUUAAUUUUGGGAAGGAAAUUGUCAUAAAAAUUCGAACAUACUUGAAAGGAGAAUGUACAGAUGAUAAGGAAAUAUGGAGCAAGUGGAUACAAAUAAAUGAAUCCAUUCCUCUGCAAGGGGAUCCUGAAUCGAGUGUUAAAGAUUUUUACUGCAUAUAUUACAAAUUUGAAACACUGAGAUGUGAGUGGAAAACUGGAAAACUCAGCAAUGGCAAUUACGAGUUACAAUACUGGCAAGUGGGAAUGUCUGAGAAAAAGACCUGCAAUCACUACUUGAAAACAAUUGGAAAGAACACUGGAUGCAUAUUUGAAAGGCAGGAACUUCAGCUGUUCUCUAAUUUGUUUGUUUGUGUCACUGGAAUCCCUGGCAUGGAUCCAAUCAGACCUUCAUACUUUUCUUUCCAGCUUCAAAAUAUAGGUAAACCUGGUCCUCCAGAAGAUGUAAAUAUCAGCAAACGCCAAGCUGAUGAAUUCACAUUGGAUUGGACACCACCCAAUGGCAAAAUUCCUUCACGCUGUUUAGAAUAUGAAAUUCAGUAUAAAGACCAAACAGGCAAUUGGAAGACAAUUGCAGAACAGACAGAGUUUAUUCAUAGCUUUAACAUGUCUAUGCCUUUGCCUGGAUUCUGUGUCCGUAUCCGAGGCAAAACAAACAGAUACUGUGCAGAUGAUGGAUAUUGGAGUGAUUGGAGCUCCGAAAGCUGUUGGAAAGAGUCAUCGCCAAUACCCGAGAUGCCUAACAUGAAGUGGAUCUACUGCAUUGGUGUUUCAGCAACAGUUCUGUUGGGUUUCUUUGUGAUUGCAAUGCUUUAUGUAGUUAGGAAGAAAAAGCACUGGUCAGAGAAGUUACAGCACAAAGCUAAAGAAAUAGUGUACUGA